GCGUCCUAGAAGACUGACACAGAGUGAGCAAAACACAACACUACAUAAAAUAAUGUCAUUUGUUUUCUUUUCUUAUCAAUUAAUAAUUUAUAUUUCUUUUGCUUUGAAGAGAAUGACAUUGAUGGAGCGACCCUCACAUUAUUAACUGAGAGGAUGACUGAGAGAUUGUUCCCCUCAAUAAAAAGACAAGCUCAGUUCCUUAGGUGCCUUCAGGACCUGAAGUCAUCGUCAUCGUCGUUGUCAUCUUUGUCUUCAUCUUCAUCAACAACAACAACAGAUGAAACCAGACCUCAUGAUGAGCAAACAGCUAGUGCUUCACUGCAGUUUGUUUUCCCCAAAACCCUAAGGAAUGCACUUGACGCGAAGGAUCCAGAGCUUCUGGCCCCUCAGAGAACCAAGAUUAAAUCUGUUCUUAUACAAGCUCUAUAUGACACCCUCAGCAACAAAACUAUGUUUCCCUCAGCCAAACAAUAUACGGAGAUUUUAAGCCGGUUCACACGCAAGUAUCCCUUCAUGCGGGAGAAACUUGGUUCAGGACAUGUGAGUAAGCACAAAAUUAGGCUGUUAGUAUAUGUUCACAUUCAGCUCCAUUGUAAGGAUAUAGCUACUGUAACUCCCCUGUCUUGGUUGCAGGAUGCUUUACAUGACUCUUUAAAAAAACAAAUUCAAAAAGGAAAGGCGACCCCUUAUUGGUGACUCAAUGGUGCAACAAAUGCGUGCAAAAUUUGCUGUGACAGGAUCUGGAAGGAAGGGUAGUUUUCCGGGUCAACCAAGCCAGCUUCUCCACAUCAACAGGCCCACUGCUCAGGAGAGUGAAGAAUGUAGAGAGGAUGAAAGGAGCAUUGAAGCUCAUAUCAAUGAAAUGUCUACAGAGAUGCUUAAGGUACACCCAGAUCUGAACUCUUUAAAGGAGAGAAUGAGACAAACCUAUGCAUACCGAAAGACCUUCAUGGCAACUGCCAAGACAGAGGAAAUCAUCGAAAAGUUUCCCGCACUGAAGCUUCCUAAAAUACUUCUGUGGGAGAUGAAGGAGCAAUUCCUUGUAGAAGCUGAUCGCAGAAUGGUCACAGAGCUAGAUCGAAUGGCAACGAAGAUGGUUCAAAGAGCAUCUAUGUGUGACCUAAAGGACUGCUGCCAGAGGGCAAUCAAUGCCUGCCUGGAUGAUUCAGUAAGACGAGGACUCAUUAGGGAUGCAGCAAUUCUACUGCUGCCUUCCAUUUUCAGAGAGGACUCAUCCUUUCUAUACACUCUACUGGAGGAGCCAAGCGUGCCCACUCCAGCAAUCAUGCUCCAUAACACACACGAGGGGAACCCUUUGCAGGCACAAAGGAUAACCCUAUACCUGGAUGGUAUACAGGUUUUGACUGAGGACAGCAGCAUGGACAUAUCAUAUGCUAUGAGUGCAUUAAUGUCACUCUAUUUUGUUUUUGCUGUCCAGUACCCAAAGGAACUGAGAAAAACUCUUUUUUUCAUUGAAAGAUUUGUGUUGGGGAUCAAGGACCACAGUGUUGUACCCAUUUCAGUGAAGAGACUAUACAACUGUGUCGGAAGUGGGGAGUAGUGAGUAGAUGUGUUGCAGCAUGGGAUUUCAUGCUUUAUGUUCUUGUUAUUGGUCAAAUUCCUGCUGCUGCCCUUUGUUUGUACAUAUUGAUAAAAAAAUAUCCCUUAUUUAAUACAUAUUUUGGACCAAUACAUUUUGUUUGAUUUUGGCAUAGUGACGUCUCUAGAUUUCCAUUAUUGUUACAAUACGUAACAUUUUGAGUACUUGUUACAUAACACUGAAAAGUAUUUCAACAUUAUUGAAAUCAAUGUGAAAACUUUGUGGGAUUCCCUCACUUUCUCAUGAUUCUGUUCCACUGUCACAAUUAGUACAUACAGUAUGUACACUGAUUCUUUUCAUUGGACCAUGCAUUAUUUUAUUGUUUGUAGAUAGCUUACAAUAAGGCGCAGUAAAUGCAGUAAGUGCACCUUGGAUGGAUUGAACUAAAACUAUUUUGUGUCUCUUUCUGCCAUGUCACCAUUGCUGGAGAUUUAUUUACACAAAUUCACCUACUGAGGACAGCAUGAUCUGUCUGGCCUGUCAUGUUGCUGAUUCCACUGGACCUAUGCUGACUUUUGACCUGUUCUCCCCUGGGACCUA
This is a messenger RNA of Entelurus aequoreus (snake pipefish), 2140 nucleotides long. RefSeq lists its product as uncharacterized. The coding region runs from base 701 to 1561 and encodes 286 amino acids. NCBI's taxonomy places the organism in Eukaryota, Metazoa, Chordata, Actinopteri, Syngnathiformes, Syngnathidae. The record is from RefSeq and is a predicted model, not a curated record. The transcript has 7 exons.